ACAUCCAAACAGAUACGCUUACGCAGACUUAUCCCAAGCAAAUAUGGCAUUGGUGAUCCGUGGCUCUUGCUUCCAUGCCCGACCCAAGUCUCCGCAAUCUCGACCGUCCCAUAUCUUCUCCGGCAAAUGCCCUACCCCCGGAAAAGUAGCUUCACUUCAAUAUAGAGUAGAAAGGUUUGCAUUAUCCUUCGGGGAUAUUUCCACUCGACCAUGUGAAAAUCGCAGUAUAUUGCCAAGUAGGGAAGGUAUGCACCGAAGACUUGAUGGUUUAUGCAAGUUGGAAGGAAGCUGUAUCAUCAAUCAAAUGCUACCAGUUUGUGGGAAUUUUUUGAAAUGGUUAUUUCCUGAUGAGGCAAAAUUAUUAUCAAGGUCCAAAAUGAUGGAACUUUUAGUCAUCAACGCAUUGACUCUGGCAACUCCUUUUGAAGCUUUGGCAGAAACAUGUGAACCAGAAAAUUCAGUUUUUAACAUGCCUCUACUGCUAUUUAUUGCCCUCAUAGGGGCCACCGUUGGGGGGUUGCUUGCACGGCAGAGGAAAGGGGAACUGGAGAAGCUAAAUGAGCAACUCCGUCAGAUCAAUGCAGCUUUAAGAAGGCAAGCUAAGAUUGAGUCAUAUGCCCCAAGCUUGAGUUAUGCUCCUGUGGGUGCUAGAAUAUCAGAAAAUGAAGUGAUUGUUGAUCCACGGAAGGAAGAGUUGAUUUCUCACCUGAAAGCUGGGAAGAACUUUUUAAGGAAUCAAGAUCCAGAGGCGGCCUUUGCAGAGUUUAAACAAGCUCUUGAGCUUGCUCAGACUUUGACGGAUCCCACUGAGCAGAAGAAAGCUGCUAGAGGUUUAGGAGCCUCACUGCAAAGGCAGGGAAAGUACCGGGAAGCCAUUAAAUACCACUCUUUGGUUCUGGGAAUCUCUGAGCAAGAAGGUGAAGACUCUGGAAACACGGAGGCAUACGGGGCAAUUGCUGAUUGUUAUACCGAAUUAGGUGAUCUUGAACGAGCUGGGAAAUUUUACGACGAGUAUAUUUCAAGGUUGGAGACAGAUUAAACGUUUUCUAUGUCCAAUGGACCAUAGAGCAUUAGCAGAGGUUGAAAUCGGCUUGCAGACUAGUUCUUUUUGAUAACUCAUUAGCAUGGUUUUUGUAUCCUGGUAUUAUUUGUUACUGUCUGAACCUUCAUCAUUCUAGCAAAUACAAAUCAUCCAAGGCGUUGAGCUCCUAUUUCCUAA
Tripterygium wilfordii is the source of this 1219-nucleotide messenger RNA. Its product is annotated as protein FLUORESCENT IN BLUE LIGHT, chloroplastic. Lineage: Eukaryota; Viridiplantae; Streptophyta; Magnoliopsida; Celastrales; Celastraceae. Gene Ontology annotation, molecular function: protein binding. The record is from RefSeq and is a predicted model, not a curated record. The coding region runs from base 44 to 1039 and encodes 331 amino acids. The transcript is spliced from 5 exons. Gene Ontology annotation, biological process: chlorophyll biosynthetic process.